Prorocentrum cordatum is the source of this 794-nucleotide messenger RNA. Lineage: Eukaryota; Dinophyceae; Prorocentrales; Prorocentraceae. The record is from the annotation of a GenBank genome assembly.
GAGACGCUCAACAAACUCAAGCUUGAGGCCAUCCAGUGCGAGCCCUGCGUCUGGGUCAUCAGGGGCGACGGCGGCAAGCUGAUCGGCAUGGUCAUUGUACAUGUAGACGACAUGAUGAUCGCCGGAGGCCCCACCAGCAAGUUCCCCCUGCAGAAGCGGAGCGAGAUUCAACGAGCUUUCGAAUGGACACCCUGGGAGAGCAAGGCCUUCGUUCAACGUGGAGUCAGCAUCCGCCAGAACGACGAUUUCACGCGCAGCCUCGCCCAGGACACCUCCUGCAGGAACGUGGAGCCGAUCCCUGUCAAGCGCGGCAAGAAGCCUACAGAUGGAAAUAUCAACGAGCUCACCCGCACCACGAACGACGCUGCUGACGUCAUCAUGGUCAUACCUGCGAUCGAGAAGCUGGCACUUGUUGGCUGGGGCAACGCCGCCUGGGCCGCCCGGAUCACAGGAGAGUCUCAAGGAGGCGAAAUGAUCGUGCUGGCACCGCUAUCUUUCCUGGAGGGCUCUACCGAGACGGUGGCGCCGAUUUCCUGGAGGUCAUGCAAGCUACCACGAGUUGCCAGAAGCAGUGCGAGUGCCGAGGUGCAGAUGAUGAUGGAAACGCUCGACGAGAUCAGCUACGUACGACUGUUCAUCUACCAGCUAGAGUGCGGCCACGUGGACUACACCAACAAGCGGGCCGUGAACGAUGCCAUCGCAACCUGUCCUGGAGUCCUGGUCACAGACGGGAAGUCUGGGUACGACGUCAUCGAGAAGAGCGAGUCUGCUGGACUGGGCCUACGAGACAAGAG